This is a messenger RNA of Microthlaspi erraticum, 1107 nucleotides long. The record is from the annotation of a GenBank genome assembly. NCBI's taxonomy places the organism in Eukaryota, Viridiplantae, Streptophyta, Magnoliopsida, Brassicales, Brassicaceae.
AUGAUUGGUAGUGAAAAAUCGAAACACACUCGUACUAAAUCAAAGGAGUUAGAUAGGAUAAGCCAGUUGCCUGAUCCUCUGCUCUGUAACAUACUUUCUCAUCUUCCGACAAAGGAUGCUGUUAAGACAAGCGUUUGUUCUGUCAGAUGGAGAAGUCUCUGGCUUUGGCUUCCUUGUUUGGAAUUGAGCUCCGAAAAUUUCUCAGAUUUCAAUGCCUUUAUGAGUUUUGGUGACAGGUUUUUCGAUUCUAAUAGGGUUUCUUGCCUAAACAAAGUCAAGCUACAUAUUGAGGACGAUGGAGCUGAUCUCAAGUCGUGGAUUGAUGCAACAGUUAAGCGGAAGAUCCAACAUCUACAUGUUCGUUGUACUGCUUGUACUGAUUAUGAGAUGCCCUCAAGUCUUUAUAACUGUGAGACACUAGUGUCCUUGAAACUCCGUGAGGUUAACGUUAGCUUGGUUGAUGUCAAGUUUGUUUCUUUACCUCGUGUCAAGACUAUGCAUUUGAAAUACAUUCAUUAUGGCAAUGGGGCCAAUCUUGAGGCCAGUUUCGAGAGACUAGUCUCUUGCUGUCCUGUCUUGGAAGAGUUGAAGAUUUUCGCGUAUGAGUGGAUGUGUCGUAGUGCACAAGUCUAUCGGGUGGUGUCUAGAUGCACAUUCAAGCUCAUCUGUGAAUACUCAAGAUUUGAACUGUUGCCUCAGUUUGGUUACAUGUCUCGCCUGUGUGUUACCCUUCCUGUGUAUUAUUUGAAGUCGGUACCAACCUUUCUUGAGAGCUGCCCAAAACUGAAAUCCCUCAUCUUGGUAUGGGAUUGUAACUCUGAGGAGAUGCGUUCCGACGACGAUGAUGAUAUGCAUAACCCUAUAAUCAAUUUUGCCUCUGUGCCAGAGUGUUUGUUAUCGUCGCUUGAGUUUGUUGAUAUCAAAACCUGCAUCUCGGGACAUGCUCCAGAGAUGAAGGUAGUAGAGUACUUUCUAGAGAAUUCAGCAAUCCUCAAGAAGAUCACUCUGCGUUUGAAUUAUUAUGAUUGUGCAAAUGAAAAGUCCUUCUUCAAGAUCCUCAUGGCAAUUCCAAGACGAUCUGCCACUUGUGAAGUCGUCGUACUUUGA